CUUCAUUAAUGGUUUUGGCACCGUUGUGCACGGGUUCCUUCAGGACUUACGGGAAGAUCUCAGCUUCUGAAGAGUACCAGAUUCUUCUCCGUGGCGUUCUUGGCAUUUUGUUCCUUCAAGUUGACAUAUGUUCUGCUGUGGAUUCUUUGUCGACAACACCAAGAAAG
Molecule: messenger RNA, 167 nt
Organism: Pelobates cultripes (western spadefoot toad)
Lineage: Eukaryota; Metazoa; Chordata; Amphibia; Anura; Pelobatidae
Source: the annotation of a GenBank genome assembly